AUGACAAGCGUAACUGCAAUUCCACAAGUCGUUCUUGAGGGAAACAUCCAUAAAGUAAUUCCACAAUCUACCUAUGAGUCGCAAAUUUCUCCUUCCCGCUCAAAGCUUGCAACUGCCUCUACCAUAAAGUUUGAGCCAUUUGUUCAUUUGCAAUAUUAUGCAUCGCAACAAGGUAAAGACAACUACGAUGCCACAAGAAGACUAACAUUAUCGCAAUUGGGUAUUUCUCAAGAGACCGCUACUAAGCGUGGAGCAAUCUCAAAUAUUGGUGUGAGCGAUCCAUUCCCACUCUUCACGCAAGAGGCAAUUGACAUAAUGCGUAAUGAAGUUUUACAAAGGGAAACUUUUUUGAAGUAUGCAAGAUACAGUUUCAACUCGACUUCUGGAAUGGAUUGCUGUAUUCGUGGAUACGUAAAAACCACAAACAACGAUGGGGCAAAUUCAGGUACAACUACAGAUGCAAAUGUAGAAUUGGAUAUGAUUAAUUGUCCUUUUAUUUAUGAGGCGUGGAAUCACCCAGAGACAAUGAGGUUAAUAUCACAAAUGGCAGGUGUCGAGUUAGAAGUUGUAAUGGAUUACGAAAUUGCCCAUGUUAAUGUGUCGUUAAAAUCAGAAGCCGAGGCUGAAGAAGAGAGGAUGGCUCAUUCCUUAUCCAAAAAGUGUGAGCAAGAAGAAGAAAAAGAAGAAGAAGAAGAUGUGGCCAAUCCAGUUGAUAUUCACAGAAAACAAACAGGUGCUAGAUCAAUGUCCGAAACAAAUGGUGAUGACAUUAAAGCCGUUGUCGGCUGGCAUUACGAUUCCUAUCCUUUUGUAUGUGUUCUCAUGUUGAGUGAUACUACAGACAUGAUCGGUGGUGAGACGUGUUUACGCAUGGGUCACGAAAACACCUCCACUUCACCUCUUUCUUCUGAUGCUGAAAAUUCCUCUUUUGGUAAAGUUGCAAUCAUACCCGGCCCAAAGCUAGGAUCCGCAUCUGUACUCCAGGGUCGCUUGAUCCAACAUAUUGCACCACAGCCUCGUGGCUUAAGUGAGCGUAUCACCAUGGUGACAUCGUACCGUGCCAGAAACCCAGAAUUACAAGAUACAUCAAUCUUGUCUACAGUGAAACCGGAAGUUAAUUUUGGUUCAAGAUACAAUGAUUUCUACCCGGAAUGGGUUCGGUACAGAUGUGACUUAAUGUGUGAAAAGUUAAACCUUGCCAAGGAAAAAUGUGUCACUAAAGAUGGGAAAUUUGACAAAGCAGAAGCUAAAAAGAGGUUACAAGAGGUGGAAAUGUAUUUACGCAAGACAUACGAGGAAAUGGAAGUCACUGAUGUAGAAGCUAAUAAGAUGAUGAGAAAAGCUUCUGUUUUCUAA
This is a messenger RNA of Lodderomyces elongisporus, 1356 nucleotides long. RefSeq lists its product as uncharacterized. The transcript has a single exon. The record is from RefSeq and is a predicted model, not a curated record. Bases 1 to 1356 code for a protein of 451 amino acids. Lineage: Eukaryota; Fungi; Ascomycota; Pichiomycetes; Serinales; Debaryomycetaceae.